UUCAAAACCGAACACAAGAAACUGCUCGCAGUUCAAAACCGAACGCAAGAAACUGCUAGCUGUCUCGCCAAGUAGCUGCUGCCCGCCUUUCUCUCCCUCUCUCCACAUCUGGCUUACACAUAUGCUGAGGUCGGUGUCAGGGUCGACCUGCUCGAGGGGCAUCGCCGCCGUGGUCGGCGUCGGCCCCAGGCUCGGCUCGGCGGUGGCUCGCAAGUUCGCCUCCGAGGGCUACACUGUUGCCAUCCUCUCCCGCGACCUCGAUAAGCUGUCGCAGCUGGCGGAGGAGAUAGCGCAGGAGGCCAAGGCGCAGGUGUUCGCGCUCCGCGUGGACUGCGCCGACGCGCGCUCCGUGCGCGAGGCCUUCGAGGGCGUGCUCUCCCUCGGCCCCGUCGAGGUGCUCGUCUACAACGCAUGCGAGCCGCCGGGCGACGACGGCGACGGCGAUGCCGUGGCCCGCCCCGUGCCCUUCCUCUCCAUUUCCACGGACGCCUUCCACCGCUCUAUCGCUGUCUCCGCCGCCGGGGCCUUCCAUUGCGCGCAGCAAGUCAUCCCGGGAAUGGUGGAAAGGGGCAGGGGCACCAUCAUCUUCACAGGCUCCUCGGCGUCCGUCAACGGAUUCGCCGGUUACGCUGAUCUAAGCUGCGGAAAGUUUGCUCUGAGGGGGCUGUCUCAGUCUCUCGCCAAGGAAUUCCGGCCGGCCGGCGUCCACAUUGCGCACAUGAUCAUCGACGGUGCCAUCGGUGACCGGAGGUCGCAGAGGGGCAAGGCCGGGGCCGGCGCGGCCGACGCGGCGGGGGCGGACCCGGACGCGGUGGCGCAGAGCUACUGGCACGUCCACGCCCAGGACAAGAGCGCCUGGACGCAGGAGAUGGACGUCCGGUCGCCGUCGUUUAUGUAGCGGGAGGAGCUCAUCAGGCAUCAGCAGCAGUGGAUGGUGCCGUGGAAUCUCUAAUCAUGGAAGAUCCGUUUGGGUGAUGGUGCGCGGCUCUGGAUCGGGAAUCGUGUCCCCGUUCCGCGUCGCAUGUCUUAGCUCUGGCGCGCUUAAUUUGAUGCGACGCGCGCGCGCGCGCCGCUUGCUUAUCCAUUUGGGCGUCGCUGUAGACGAAAGCGAUCUCAGUCACCGGCGACGGCGACAUGUAAAAUUCAUGUUAUUUCUACGACUUUUACUGCUCGUUC
Molecule: messenger RNA, 1176 nt
Organism: Lolium rigidum
Lineage: Eukaryota; Viridiplantae; Streptophyta; Magnoliopsida; Poales; Poaceae
Exons: 5
Coding region: 122-898 (258 amino acids)
Source: RefSeq, a predicted model, not a curated record